This is a messenger RNA of Vigna umbellata (rice bean), 1110 nucleotides long. The record is from RefSeq and is a predicted model, not a curated record. Lineage: Eukaryota; Viridiplantae; Streptophyta; Magnoliopsida; Fabales; Fabaceae.
AUGUCAUCGCCACAGAAACCACCAGAUACUCCUCUGCUCAUCACUGUGGACGCCUACGCCCACUCCAGAAACACAGAGCACGCUCAUUCCACGGGCACACUCCAAAAAACGGCUUCCUCAGAACCAGCUGAACAGCCAAACGGGGCUGCUAGGGUGUUCCGGCCCCCAGACGAGGCAUCGCCGAAGCCGCUGAACUUCUCGUUCCCAGCUAAGGCACGCGUCGUCGAAGACGACGCCGCGAGCGACGCGAGCUCCGAUCUCUUCGAGAUCGAGAGCUUCUCGACCGCGACACACAGUCAACGUUCCCCGCGCGUACCGUCGCAACAGCCGAGACUCGUUUCGACGAGCUCGGGCUCCACUUCAACCACGGCGUUCUUCUUCGGUCGAAGAAGCGUAGACGAGGGCUCCACGACGCCGACUAUAACGGAGUGCUACGAGCCGAGCGAGGCGAGCAUCGAGUGGAGCGUGACGACGGCGGAGGGACACGACGAGGCGGUUCCGGGCGUGGAGGAGAAAUGGAAGCGUAAAGGAGGAAACGGUUUGUUGGUGAGCUGUCGGUGCGAGAAGGCGGUUAGCGUGGGGCCGCAGCCGGUGAAAUGUGGAUCAGAGGGACAGAGAGGUGCCACGUCACCAUCAGCAUCACAUGUGAACGCUAUCGCGAGUGGGGGUACAGUAGUAAGAUUGGGAGUGUAAAUAAGCCACCACUUGCCAGGGCUCACCGCAACGCACCUCGCGUGUCGCUUGCUUUCGCGACAUAGCCAUUUGCGCGCAUGCAUGCAUCUUACGCUUUUCUAUUUUUAUUUUUCAUUUUUUAUUUUUUAUUUUUCUUCUCCUCGCCUCGCCUGAAGAAUCAACAGGACCCCAGAAUAACGUAAUCACCCGCUUUUCCGUUUUGUCCUGUUUCUUCCUCCGUUUUCUAAUUAUUGUGUCGCCUUUGUCUUUCUGUUUCUGUAUCCGUUCUUUGAGUGAUAGGAAUAACAGGAUGCAUGUAAUGGCAUGAGAUAUAUUACGUCGUUGUUGUAACAGGAGCCAGCAACGAAUCAUCAUACUCUCCUUCUCUUUGAAAUAAAUGGCGCUGUUAACUCCACUAAUCACAUUGCUACAACUACA